This is a messenger RNA of Contarinia nasturtii (swede midge), 1726 nucleotides long. RefSeq lists its product as uncharacterized. The coding region runs from base 149 to 1567 and encodes 472 amino acids. The record is from RefSeq and is a predicted model, not a curated record. The transcript is spliced from 6 exons. Lineage: Eukaryota; Metazoa; Arthropoda; Insecta; Diptera; Cecidomyiidae.
AAAAAAGAGAGCGAAAGUUGUUGUACGACCAUCACUUAAGUUGUGUAUUAUCAGCAACAAUUUUAUUUACUUUAGUAUUAUUUUCAUAUUCGCACAUUUUAUAUUCAAUAGUCUAGGAGUUUAAUGGUCUCAACAAGUGCCUGAUAUCAUGACAAUCAUAUUCGAACGACGACAAAUUAACGAUAAAUUUCUAAUUGUUCAGUUUCAAUUUGAUUCGUACGAUGUGAAGGGAGGUGACGUUCAUUCGCUUGAUAAAUAUAUUGGGCUUGAUUUGUGGUCACAAAUAUAUACGAAACUGAACACACCAUUGGAAAAAUACAAAUCCAAUAUUGAAGCCAAAUUAAAAGCAGAAACAAUUUCGAUGCAUCGUGCACAAUUAGAACUGAAAUUGACAUGGCGUAAUAAACAACCAUUUCAUAGAGAAGUUUUGAACCAAGAAAAGAAAAACUGUGAUUUAUGCCCAUUCGUAUUAAUUGUAUCCAUUAGCCCGGUUUCACUAGUCAACAAAUAUAAGAAACAACUUUCUCAAGAUAAAUUGACAACGGAAAAAUCACAGUCCAAAUCGACGAAUGAACAUAAAUCGGCAACUCAACCAAAACUAAUGAGUGGACGUGAAUCAAGCGAUUCGAAUGGUACGCGUACACCAAAUAGUGUCGAUUCAACUGAAAACGUCGAGGAAUAUGUGCCACCUGGUAUCACUACUGCAAAAAACCUCAAUUACACACCGUCACCUACUGGCGUGAAAAAGAUGGAUGAAUAUACACCGCCGAAUAGCAUUAAAUCUGAUUCAGACAUUAUCACAUACACACCCACGAAAAUCGACGAAAAUAAAAGUUACAAACAUAAAUCAACCGUCAAAACCGAUUUAAAUCGAAAUGAUUGUCCACACAAAAAGAAGCGCACUAAUUAUCAUAAAGUUGAACGUAAUGGUCGAGCAAAUUUGCGUUCAGCUAAAAAGGCAACAUCAAAGCCACAAUCGACAAAUUUGUAUAGUUUGGUUAGUACAUCGCGAGCAUUAAAUGACGAAACCAAAAUUAACGAAAUCAUCCCGAUUGAAGAAAAACAUUACAAGAACAAACAAUUUGAAAAGAAUGAUGAAUCGAGAAAAUUGAAAAAACUCCGAAAAGACUGGGAAUUGGACCAAAUGCAAGAAAAAAAUAUUGUCAUCGACAAGAUUCUGAACUUGCAUGACAUGACGUUCGACGAAAUCACAGAUACAUUGCCUCAAAAUGAAAAAUUGUUGCGUAAUAGAGUUCGGGAAUGUGUAUCCACUCCAGAUUAUUUGAUAAAGAAAAAAGCGGCUGACUACUGGGAUUAUUUGUUGCUUUUAGACGGUUUGAUUACAAGUGAUCAACAAACAUAUAUGUACACACAGCUUCGUCAAAUGUUUUUCAAAGACGAACCGGAUGCCACUUCAACGAAUCAUGAGAAUCUUUUGUGGUGUUUUUUGGUACCACAAUGGGCAAUACACAUUUUUAUGAAUAAAUUUAUUCUGACGAAAGACGCGGCUAUUCGACGUUUGAAGGAUCAAGAUCGAGCCAGCAUUCAAGCCUCGUCAGGACACUAAAAAUUUUGGAAAUUAAACUUAUAUUAGAAAACGCCAUUUAUCAACUAAAGGGGAAAAUGCAGCUAAAUACUUAAGAUAUGACCGAUUAAUAAACUGAAGAAUUGUUUUUAAAGAAAUUUAAUAAUUUACUUAGAAGUGAUUAAAAGCAAUUACUAAAAA